Messenger RNA from Geodia barretti, 942 nucleotides. The record is from the annotation of a GenBank genome assembly. Lineage: Eukaryota; Metazoa; Porifera; Demospongiae; Tetractinellida; Geodiidae.
AUGGAGGUUCUUAGAGAGAGCGUGCUGGCGAGAGGGAGCCCCGCACAGAGGUUCAAGGCUCUUCUGGUAAACUUCAAGAAACUGCGGGCAGACCCGCCCACUAUUCCACCGCUGGACGACGACGCCUCUGCAACAACAACUUCAGGAGAGGGAGGGGAAGAGUAUUCGUGGGAGGACCUGCUGCAUGCAGUGGCUGGGUUGUGCAGCGUUGCUCUCCCGGACAUGGAGGACUCGGCCAUAUACUCCAGUCUCACUCGUUCCGGCAGCAAGACAAUCGUUCUACUAUCAACCAGCAGGGUGGGGGAGCUUCAAUGUUCACACAAGCAAAGAGAAAAAAGAACUAUUACCACGAGCUCUGAAACUGAAGCAAAGAUCACACCGACGAGUGCAGCCCCGCAGUCUACUGGUAGUAGCUGUGAGGUGGAGAACCCAUUUCUGGAAGUUUUCAGUGAAUCGGACUCCAGCGAUAAUGAGAGUGCAUUUUUUGCAAAAUCGACUCUAAAACUUCGCAGUGUUGGAGGAGAGGAUGAGUUCAGUGAGGGGAGGAGAAGGUUUCUGGAGGCCUGUCGGUACCGUCGUGAGGGAGAGAGGUCCUCCAUAUCUGGUCCAGAGGAGACUGUGGCUGGGUGUGGGUGUUUCCUGAGACUGAGCAGUCGACCGCCGGGCAGUGCCGUCCAGGUUCUUCUCCUGGCCGUGAGACACAGAUGGAGGAGGGCCGGUCUUGGCUCUUUCCUGCUUCAGACAAUGAAGGACCCGGCAGUGGUGGGUGAGUACAAUGCUCUCCUAACGUUCGCAGACCACAAGGCAGAGAGGUUCUUUACCACCCACGGCUUCUCGGAUGACCCUAUUCUUACAGCCAAAUACAGAGCGGUAGUGGAUGACUGGGAGAACAGCAGUCUCAUGGUCUACAUUCCCCCAUUCUCUGGUAGUGAUGCAGCUACU